CGCAAAAGAGGAAGAAAACUGCACAAUGGUCCCUCAAUUUCCAGAAGCUUUCAAACCAACCCAAGUCCCUUUCCAAAAAGGUACAGCACAGAAGUUUGUACAACCUUCAGGGACAGGAACAGACCUAGGUUUCUUUUCACUCGACGAUCUAUCGAACCCAUUACCAGACGAGGUGGACCCACUUGUAAUAUCCGCAGAGACAGUGAUCUCACCAAGCUCGGGUUCAGAGGAACCAUUAGUUCACAAGCAAAUCACGCUAGCGUGUUUGGAGAAGACUGACGAUGGAUCUUUCAAAGUGAAAGUCAUGAAACAGAUCUUAUGGAUCGAAGGAGCUAGAUAUGAGCUACGUGAGUUGUAUGGUAUCGAUAACUCGACCGCACAAGAUGAUGAUGUUGCGUCAGGGUUAGAGGAUAGUGGUGACAAAGAAUGUGUUAUUUGCUUGACUGAACCUAAGGACACCGCCGUGAUGCCUUGUAGACAUUUGUGUUUGUGCAGUGACUGCGCUAAAGAACUGAGGUUUCAGUCAAAAAAAUGUCCCAUUUGUCGACAACCUUUCGAUGAGCUUUUAAUGAUUAAAGUGGAAAGUAGCAAUGAACAACACUGAAAAAGAGGUUUCUUCUUUGCUUCACUCUUAAGUUUGUUUCUUUUGUCUCUUGAAAGCCUCAAAUCAAAUUCUUUUACCUUUUUUACUUAUACAAACCCUGUCUGAUGUUUUCUCAUUUCAUACUCUUCACAGAUUUGUUGGUUUUAGUUUCGAAAAUUUGAAAGAAAAACAUCAGUAUUGUAUAUAUUUCUAAUGGCUUCUAGAGAAGCUCUCUAUUUGUUUCUUUCUGCGUGAAGCACUCAUCA
Brassica oleracea var. oleracea is the source of this 849-nucleotide messenger RNA. Its product is annotated as probable E3 ubiquitin-protein ligase LUL3. The record is from RefSeq and is a predicted model, not a curated record. Gene Ontology annotation, biological process: protein ubiquitination. The transcript has 2 exons. Gene Ontology annotation, molecular function: ubiquitin protein ligase activity. NCBI's taxonomy places the organism in Eukaryota, Viridiplantae, Streptophyta, Magnoliopsida, Brassicales, Brassicaceae. Bases 26 to 604 code for a protein of 192 amino acids.